AGAGAGCGAAAGAGGUAGGGCAUGAGGGGGGUUCAGGCACCGAAUGAUCAGCCACUACAGGGAGUUACAUUGUUAUCCGUCACAUUUGUUUUUCAAGACGUGAACAGUGUGCGCACAUUGACAGAUGAGAAUAGUUUGCAACAAAACCUUUGUGAGAAAAGCUGAUUGAUAUAUAUAUUUUUUUUCUGGGUGGACACCAGGUUGUUGGCAAACGGUCAACUGGAGAAACGAGUUGCCAUGGAAACUAUUUUGCUCUUCCUCUCUUCACUGCUUGUAUGUGUGGCUGCUCUAUCAGACCCAAGUGCACAGGAUGGGGCAGAGAAAGUCGAAAAUCCAUUUAUCUAUGACUAUGAGAGCCUGAGGAUUGGGGGAUUGGCAUUCGCUGUGGUGCUGUUCACACUGGGAAUACUUCUCAUCCUCAGUCGGCGGUGCCGCUGCAGUAUCAACCAAAAGCCAAGAGCCCCUGGAGAUGAGGAAGCACAGGAGGAAAACCUGAUUGUCUCCAAGGCUGCAGCAGCUGCAAAAGAAACUCCAGCAGAGAACUGAGGCAUCUGCUCUGGACCGGACUGCCUUUUAAAAUGAUGGCCUGUUGUAUUUGAUAUGAAGCCACUAUAAACAAUGAAGACAUGAAUAAAAUUAUAACCGGUUAUAUGACGGGGUAAGAGGGAGGUUUAUGUUUAGAGGUAUAAUAUGUACAUAAAACUUGUAAUCUAAAGGCGAACCUUUAGGCUGUUGUGCUCCGUUGUGACCAGUCCAGUCUCUCAGUGCUCUUGUCUGUUUCUGUGCCUUCUGUGAUAGUCUUUCCUAAGUCCUGUGUCUUAGCCAGUAGCACUUUUCACUUAAGACUAUAUUUGGACACCUAAAAGAAUUUUUAAUGUUGUGGGGUCUGUUAGUUUUUAGAUUUGUUAGUUUGUUUAAUUUUGUCAAUUGUCCUAGAUAAUAAUGUUGUAUAUCAUAUACAGUAUGUGCAUAUACUAUAGACAGUAUAUAUUUAAGUACAGAUUGCUUAUAAAAAAUUCAAUAUCCUUCAUUUAGGUCUACAGUAAGUCUGACCGGAUGGGUUUAUUUGUGUAGAUGCACUGUGUCAUGUGUCUGCCUGCAUGCACUUGUGGGCAUAUACGUAUAUGUGUGUGUGUAUAUCCUGUACAAGUAUGAAUGUUUAUACAUUAUGUGUGCCUGCGUAUCACUACAUUUAAAUGUGAUCAGCCUUAUAGAAGACAAUCUCAAAUGCCACAGCUCUCUGACUGAGCAUAGAAUGGUUUGCAGGUAUCAGCAUGAGCUCCACCAAAGCACCAACUUCAGUGGAAGGAGCUCCUGCAUCAGCUGUCUCACUGCCUUCUCCACACCACCACACUGCUCUGUCACUGGCUCCACCAGGAUUAAAUAGUCUCCAGCAGACUAUCAUUAGCAUCCCAGUAAACAAUAACUGCCAAAAAUCUGUGAAUCUGGGUCCCCUUUUUCAUUUCAGUUUUUGGAAUCUCUCAAAUUUCAUGUUUUUUUGGAUAACUAUACAUUGCAUUUCUAAAAGGACAGUUAAGGUCUGGGUGCUGAAUUUGAGAAAAAUAAAACUUAAAUAUGAUUAAUGUGCCAGACUACGUUAAUAGUAGCCUACUGUAAGACAAAUUAUAGAGUUACAGCAGAUGAAGAGUGUUGUUAAUCUGCAGUUAGGUCAGGCUUUUACUAGACUUAAGUCUGAAGUUUAAAAACAACAGCUGUACAAGAAAAUGAUACAUUCAUUUUGCGCAUGAGGCCUUGGGUAGCAAACUAUUGUGCUUUUGGCUAAAUAAAAGUAUGUUUGAACAUAUAAA
Sphaeramia orbicularis (orbiculate cardinalfish) is the source of this 1808-nucleotide messenger RNA. It is a transcript of the gene fxyd6, whose product is annotated as FXYD domain containing ion transport regulator 6. NCBI's taxonomy places the organism in Eukaryota, Metazoa, Chordata, Actinopteri, Kurtiformes, Apogonidae. Gene Ontology annotation, cellular component: membrane. Gene Ontology annotation, molecular function: sodium channel regulator activity. Gene Ontology annotation, biological process: regulation of sodium ion transmembrane transporter activity. The transcript has 8 exons. The record is from RefSeq and is a predicted model, not a curated record. Bases 238 to 546 code for a protein of 102 amino acids.